Dermacentor silvarum is the source of this 1144-nucleotide messenger RNA. RefSeq names its product sulfite oxidase, mitochondrial. Gene Ontology annotation, molecular function: heme binding. The record is from RefSeq and is a predicted model, not a curated record. Bases 157 to 843 code for a protein of 228 amino acids. NCBI's taxonomy places the organism in Eukaryota, Metazoa, Arthropoda, Arachnida, Ixodida, Ixodidae. Gene Ontology annotation, cellular component: mitochondrion. The transcript has 3 exons.
UAUGGCAGUCGCGUAUCUCUUUAGCGACAGGUGGUCAUAUGAGGUGGUUCGGGGAUAAAUCUUUUUCAACUGACAGAUGAUAUUGGGGCUGCCAGGAAGGAAAUCCUCCUGACGUGUUACCACGUUUUUUCAGUUGGCCGUCUACGCCGGUGAAGGAUGGCAGUUUGCACACGCUAUUCCCGUCUGAUGCACGCCUUCGCGAGGAGCGCCGCGCAACCAAAAAGUCCCUUGUACCGCGUGGCCAGCCGGCGAACUUUAGCCUGUGCACAAGGAAGAACGGACGACGAUGAAUUUCGACGCAGCAGUGGGCGCGCAUGGGCUCUCCUUGGCGGCGGCAUAACACUGGGGCUUUUCUCAUACUGGAAGUCAUCUCCGGUCCACGCCAAGCAAGAAACGAAAGCAGAAGAAGCCGUGGACGGCUUGCCAGUCUACACCGCUGGUGAAGUCGCCAAGCACGACACAAAGGCGACAAGAAUAUGGAUUUCGUUCAAAUGUGGUGUGUACGACGUCACCGACUUCGUGGACGAGCACCCGGGUGGAGACAAGAUACUGCUCGGCGCCGGAGGCGGCAUCGACCCGUUUUGGAAUCUUUACGCGGUCCACAAGACUCCUGAGAUACUUGCCUUGUUGGAGACAUUUCGCAUUGGUAACCUGGCAGCAGAAGAUGUUGGUGCUGCGUCUGCCGGCAUUGAGGACCCGUACCUGCUGGACCCCAAGAGGCACCGUGACCUGAAGCCCGCCUCCACCAAACCCUUCAAUGCAGAGCCUCCCCUAGGCACCCUUGCCGACAACUAUAGGACACCAAAGUGCGCAACGGCUCUGUUCUUACUGCAUUCAUUAUAGGGACCACCUUGCCACCACACCAAGUAGUGUAGCGCAGCCUAACAUUCCUGUCACGCAGGCAUCUGUGAACUCCUUUCAACUCCCUUGCCUUUAUCUCAAGGGAUAUGAGCUCAGUGUCAUGCACUUGCCUUGGUGGAAGCCAAGGGAGUUUAAUGGUGCUUUUUAUAAAGUGAGUUAGGUGAUCUCGAUAACAGUCGCAAACUGUGGUGAGUUAGUACUGCUUCAUUUUUAAGAAGACGCCUAAAUUGAGGGACAAGUUGAAGAAGGGAGACGGGACUCAAGCAUCAUCUACAACUGAGCG